ACUCUGAUGUUCUUAGAAGAAGAUUGAGAAAAACUAGGAUGUUGCUGUACCCUCUCCACCUGCGUUUCCUUUCCUGGGAGCAGGUUCAGGAAGACUAUCAUUGCCAAGAUUUAUUUCUUAGCAUCAACUACCUUCCCUUCUUAAGAAAAGCUAAUCACUCCUAUCAAAAGACUGUUAACUAGCAAUUUGAGUCAAACUAGUAUAAAGUGGUAGUUGAAUAGUGGAGGAUAUAUUCGUUUUGCCCUGUGAAAAACUGAACCUGCAAGGACUUUGUUAUGUAGCUAAUCAUGUUUUUGGUCCACAACCAAAUAACUCCACUCCUUCAUGAUUAGGCCAGUUUCUUGGUAUGAUAUCAGUGCCUACAAGAAUCUAUUUGUUAGCUGAAAAAUGAUGAUGGAAUCAUGCUAUUCACUCUAAACAAGAUUUGAGAUUUGUCUAGAUUCAAGAAAAUUUGUAUCAGAAAGGUUUCCUGGUAUUGCUGUGAAGAGCUUUGUUGGCAACAAAUUGGCUAUUCUACAAUGCAAACAUCCCAGAAGAAAACAAUUUCAGAUGGGUCUCGUAGGUAUGGUGACCAACCUAUGCAAUAUCAGGAGUCCUAUUGUUGGCCGCCCAUCCAGAAUAUUGAUGCAGGAAGUCAAGGGAUGCACCUUUCACCUAUGACUUUUGAUCAAAACUGUACCCUAGAAUCAUCCUCUGAAACUAGUGCUUACCCAGUUCACAAUUCUCCAUCCACAGCUAGUUUCUCGCCAAAUGAAAGUGUGGUUUCACAGCCAAAUUCUCAGUCAUAUCCUUCAGAUCUGCAGGAUUCCUCUGAGAAUGCUUGUGGUUCACCAACAAGUGAGUCUUAUGUCACCCACAAGUUAAGAGAACUGGAAACUGCUAUGCUGGGGCCUGAUUCAGAUAAUCUUGACAUGUACAACAUGACUGCAAUGCCUGGACCCAACCAGAUUGUAUCUGAGGCAGAGAAAUGGAAGGUUUUGGUUGAGAUGAUGUCCAGAGGAGACUUGAAAGAAGCACUUUGCAGUUGUGCUCUAGCCAUUGCAAAUGGUGAUAUGUUCACGGUUGAAUGGUUAAUGUCAGAGUUACGCCAGAUGGUGUCAGUUACUGGUGAGCCUAUCCAACGUUUGGGAGCAUACAUGCUGGAAGGGCUUGUUGCAAGGUUGGCAUCAUCAGGAAGUUCUAUCUACAAUGCCCUGAGGUGUAAGGAGCCUGCUGGUGCUGAUCUCCUUUCCUACAUGCUUUUACUCUAUGAAGCCUGCCCAUACUUCAAGUUUGGGUAUAUGUCAGCAAAUGGAGCAAUUGCUGAUGCAAUGAAGGAUGAAAUUAGUGUCCAUAUAAUUGAUUUUCAAAUUGCUCAAGGCAGCCAGUGGGUCACCUUAAUCCAGGCUCUUGCAGCACGGCCUGGAGGACCCCCACGUAUUCGGAUUACAGGAAUUGAUGAUUCCACAUCAGCUUAUGCCCGGGGAGGAGGACUUGAUAUAGUGGGGAAGAGACUGUUGAAGCUUGCUGAGUCAUACAAGGUACCAUUUGAGUUCCAUACUGCUGGAGUUUCUGCUUCUGAAAUUCAAAUUGAAAAUCUUGGAAUUCAACCCGGGGAAGCUGUGGCAGUUAAUUUUGCAUUAACGCUCCACCACUUGCCAGAUGAAAGUGUGGGCACUCAAAAUCAUCGGGACAGGUUAUUGAGGCUGGUUAAAUCCUUGUCUCCCAAGGUGGUAACUCUUGUUGAACAAGAAUCUAAUACUAAUACAGUCCCUUUCUUUGCCCGAUUUGUUGAGACACUAAACUAUUAUCUAGCUAUCUUUGAAUCAAUUGAUGUUACAUUACCAAGAGAAAACAAGGAACGAAUCAAUGUUGAACAGCACUGUCUUGCUCGGGAGGUUGUUAAUAUUAUAGCAUGUGAGGGUGCUGAAAGAGUCGAACGCCAUGAACCUCUUGGCAAGUGGAGAUCUCGGUUUGAGAUGGCUGGAUUUACACCUUAUCCACUAAGCUCCUUUGUCAAUUCUACUAUCAAGAUUCUGCUGGAGAACUACUCGGAAAAGUAUACUCUUGAAGAGAGAGAUGGAGCUCUCUUUCUUGGCUGGAUGAACCGACCUUUGGUUGCCUCUUGUGCAUGGAGAUGAUACAUGGAUAUCAGAUUGACAAGUCUAUUCUUCAUAUGGCAAUUUGAGGUACAGGACCCUCUUUCAUGUUGUUGUUUGUAGUUUAAUAGCAAAGCAAUGUUGUGAUAUCACGGAUUAACCAGGAAUAAACUUGCCCUGUUACAGUCUUUCCCAGAUAUUCUGUUGCUUAGCUUUGAUCUCAUUUUUGCAUUGCAUAUUAGCUAAAGGUUGCAAUACAAGAGAGUUGAGUUUUAAUGAA
Populus euphratica (Euphrates poplar) is the source of this 2358-nucleotide messenger RNA. Its product is annotated as scarecrow-like transcription factor PAT1. The transcript has 2 exons. Lineage: Eukaryota; Viridiplantae; Streptophyta; Magnoliopsida; Malpighiales; Salicaceae. Bases 519 to 2120 code for a protein of 533 amino acids. The record is from RefSeq and is a predicted model, not a curated record.